Penicillium crustosum is the source of this 942-nucleotide messenger RNA. RefSeq lists its product as uncharacterized. NCBI's taxonomy places the organism in Eukaryota, Fungi, Ascomycota, Eurotiomycetes, Eurotiales, Aspergillaceae. Bases 1 to 942 code for a protein of 313 amino acids. The record is from RefSeq and is a predicted model, not a curated record. The transcript is spliced from 4 exons.
AUGCAAACUGUGAAAAUAGGUGCAGAUGAUUGGGUGAUCGUGGCGGCCUUGCUGCCUGUAACAGCAUGUCUCGCUUUGGUUGUGCAAGCGAGUGGAUACAAUGGUCUUGGGAAGCAUGUGUGGAGUAUCCCUCCUGAUGAAGUCGUUGAAAUGAUGCGUAUUCUGUUCAUCUUCAUCCUAUUCUACGUGCUUACCACUCCACUCGUUAAAAUAUCCAUUCUUCUCUUCUACCGCCGUAUCUUCGGCAUGACAUAUCCAAUCUGGUUCUGCAUGUUCCUAGCAGUGGGAUAUUUUUUCUCUGGCUACAUCACCUUUCUAUCUUACUGUAGACCAGUUUCGUACUACUGGACACAGUUUGCAGAGCCCAGUGGAGGAAAAUGUGUGUUCAAGAUCUACCCAUUCUUUAUCACCCAAGCUGCGGUGAAUAUGGCCACGGAUGUGUUCAUCCUAGUGGUUCCAAUCCCUAUUUUAUGGAACCUACAAAUGAGAAGGGCACAGAAAAUUUUAUUAUCCGGCAUCUUUUUGGUUGGAGGAAUUGUCUGCAUUGCAAGCUUGAUCCGGAUUUAUUACAUCACUUUCCUCAAAACCUCCUACGAUUACACCUGGGUCAUAGGUAAAUUCCUCCUCUGGUCCAGCAUUGAGCCUUCCAUCAGCAUCUUAUGCGCCUGCCUUCCAACACUAUACCCACUGCUCCGCUCAAUUAUGGCCUGCAUGUUUGGCACUAGUUCGAGGAAGUAUUCUGGAGCUUUACGCAACCGGGACACAGCCAGUAAAAGAAUACAUACUGGCAGACGAGGGCCACUUGACUGGGACGAGACCUUGUUGACUACGCAUGGCGUACAGGUCGAGAUGAGUGGAACCAGGAGGGAUAGUGCUCAGAAUGGUCACAUUACGGUGGAGACGGAAUUUCGAAUAGUCGAAGAGAGCAAUCAAUUGAAGUAA